CACGGUCUAUUUAAUGGGCCGGCCCAGAUUCAAGUGGCCGACGUCCUGCCGGCAUCUUCUACACUUGCUCCAGAGUCCAACCCCAGAACAGAAGAAACCAGCCGAGAGACGACGAUAGAUUCUUUCUUUGCAGUGAUUUGACCGCUGAUGCAUCCUUCAAAUCCAAGUUUCUUCUUCAUUGAUCCAACCGUUUUUCUCUAUCUUCUUCCCUGAAAUACAGUGUUUCCAUUCGGACUGUAGCAUUUUAUCUGCACUUUUUUUUCUUUCCGGAAUCUAGAUCUAAGCUUACUGUAGAUUCUUUGGUUGUUUUUGUUCGCUUUUCGCGAAGAGUGAUUGAUUGAAUUAUCCGGUAUGAAAGAAGCAAAACCGGUUAAGUUCAAUCUUCAUCAGCAUCAAGAUCAUCAGAAUGGUCAUUUGGCUCCAUUCAAGCUCGCUAAAUUAAUCGAUCCAGAAGCCUCCUGGGACAAGGAUCAACUGGGAGAUGUUUUGCACUGGAUUCGACAAGCAGUGGCCGUUGUACUUGGACUGUUGUGGGGUUCCAUACCUUUGGUUGGAGGCAUUUGGUUUCUAAUUUUCUUGGCGAUAUCAACCAGUGUUGUAUAUGGAUACUAUGCAAUGAUAUUAAAAGUCGAUGAAGAAGAAUUUGGAGGUCAUGGAGCUCUCCUUCAAGAGGGCCUUUUUGCUUCUAUAACUCUCUUUCUGCUUGCUUGGAUUCUCGUAUACAGUUUGGCACACUUUUGAUUGGCGAAGAAUGAUCUGACAUCCUGAAAAUUACUUGGUGAAGUUCCAACAAUGAACUUGGUCAUACUCGAUGCCCUGCUUAUUUACAAUUGCUUCUAAUUGGUGGCACGGAUUUUUUUUAUCAUUCAUCAUGUGAACAAAUUGAUUUAGAAGGGCAGGAAAACUUUAUAACUUCUGAUAUAUGGUGAUAGAUUGAUAUUCGAUCUCAAAUUCAUUGUUGACAUUCUCCAAAGGCCACAUAGAGAUGGGCUAUGGAUGCUGGUUAAAAUUAUCACCUUGUAUUGCAUCAAUUAAUAGUUAUUCAGGCACCAAUAAUGUUGUGUACAUUUGAUGAUCUUAAGUAAUGGUUUCUUUUCCCCUGCACCA
Messenger RNA from Cucumis melo (muskmelon), 1107 nucleotides. RefSeq lists its product as uncharacterized. NCBI's taxonomy places the organism in Eukaryota, Viridiplantae, Streptophyta, Magnoliopsida, Cucurbitales, Cucurbitaceae. The record is from RefSeq and is a predicted model, not a curated record. The transcript is spliced from 4 exons. Gene Ontology annotation, biological process: mitochondrial respirasome assembly. The coding region runs from base 352 to 741 and encodes 129 amino acids.